This is a messenger RNA of Ipomoea triloba (trilobed morning glory), 1366 nucleotides long. Its product is annotated as protein SRG1-like. NCBI's taxonomy places the organism in Eukaryota, Viridiplantae, Streptophyta, Magnoliopsida, Solanales, Convolvulaceae. The record is from RefSeq and is a predicted model, not a curated record. The transcript has 4 exons. Bases 41 to 1123 code for a protein of 360 amino acids.
AAGAUCGAUCAAGAGUAUUCAUCAUAUAGGCAUAUAGUGAAUGGCAGCCGCCGUGGAAACUGAUGCGCAAAGCCUUGGUGCCUCAUCACUCCCAGUGCCUAGCGUCCAGCAGCUAGCAAAGGAGAAUCCCACCCUGCUUCCAACCCGUUAUAUUCGUGACGAUAUCGAAUCUCCGGCGGCAUCACCUUCCGUCUCCGAUGUGCCGGUGAUUGACAUGCAAAAGUUACUGUGUGAGGACUCAGGGGAUUCUGAACUUCAGAAGCUGCACUUUGCCUGCAGAGAUUGGGGUUUCUUUCAGGUGAUAAAUCAUGGAGUGAAUUCUUCAUUGGUGGAGAAAGCAAAAUGCGAGGCCCAGGCCUUCUUCAAUCUGCCAUUAGAAGUAAAGCAAAACAAGUAUGGGCAGGUGGCAGGGGAAAGAGAAGGAUACGGUCAGCAAUUUGUUGUAUCUGAGGAGCAAAAACAUGAUUGGGCAGAUAUGUUUUACAUUCAAACCCUACCACUAGAAGUGAGAUCACCUCAACUUUUUCCUAAUCUACCAGAGGCUUUCAGGAAUACUAUAGAAGCCUACUCACUUGAAGUGCACAAGCUUGCCAUGAAGAUUCUAAGCCUUGUGGCAAAAAUUUUGGGAAUAAAAGCUGAAGAAAUGAGUAUGCUUUUUGAAGAAGGGAUGCAGUCAAUUAGAAUGAAUUAUUAUCCGCCAUGCCCCCAACCAGAACUUGUUUUGGGCUUGAGCCCUCACUCUGAUGCAGGCGGUCUAACCAUACUCCUUCAAGCAAAUGAAACACAAGGUCUUGAGAUAAAAAAGGAUGGGAUUUGGAUUCCCAUUGUGCCAAUUCAUAAUGCCUUUAUUGUCAACAUUGGGGGUUCUUUGGAGAUCUUUACAAAUGGAAUUUAUAGCAGCAUUGAGCAUAGAGGAGUAGUAAACCGAGAGAAAGAGAGGAUAUCUAUUGCAACAUUUCACAGCCCAAAGAUGAAUGGUGAGCUAGGUCCAGCAAGUAACCUUAUCACCCCACAAACUCCAGCAAAAUUCAAGAGGGUUAGCGUAAUGGAUUAUUUUCGACAGUUUCUUGGACGAAAACUUGAUGGGAAAUCACAUGUUGAUGCCUAUAAAAUCACAUGUUGAAAUUCCCUCAUUUUCAUGAAAUUAGAAUCUUAUCCCCCUUUGAUGGCGUUCACACAUGCAUGCAGUGAAGUAUGAGGUCCCAAGUCCCAUGCAUUUAUUAGUUGUUUUUAUUUAUAUCAAGUAUUUAUUAUAUUGUGGCUCUAGAUGUCUUUAUUUUCAAUUCUCAAAACAAUGCAUUUAUAUUUCCGCUGCAGAUUCUCAUAGAGAGUUGCCUAUAUAUUCAUCCACUCUGUAAUCGUAGAA